Messenger RNA from Leptopilina boulardi, 1071 nucleotides. RefSeq lists its product as uncharacterized. The record is from RefSeq and is a predicted model, not a curated record. Bases 335 to 898 code for a protein of 187 amino acids. The transcript is spliced from 3 exons. Lineage: Eukaryota; Metazoa; Arthropoda; Insecta; Hymenoptera; Figitidae.
UUCAACUCCUUUUUUACAGUGUACAUUUCAUAAUAUCAUAUAUGAGAAUGUUGUACUAUUUGUGUUUUUUCUUCUUAAGAAAUGCUGUAAAUAAAAUUUAAUUUUUUUUAUGAUAGUGUUUUUUUAAUUUAUUUUUUUCAUCUUAAUUACCUACAUACUUCAAAUUAAUAAAAAUAUCUUUUGUAUGCAUGCAUCAUGACGCUUUAUAGUAUCUAUUUGAUUAAAUUAGCCACAAUUUUCUUACUUUUAUAUAAACUAAAUGUUUUUUUCAGAAAACAUUUAAUUUAUUCAGUCCCUGUUUCUUGAGGAUAUAAUUUGUUAUAUUCAUUUUAGAAUGGCUCAUCUCGUCCAGUUAAAAGGCAAGGAUCGGUCAGAAGCUAAAAGAAAAAUAAGAACGACCAACAGUGGAAGGAGCAUAAAAACCCCUUUAAAAAUUUUAACGUCAGAGGAAGACGAGCCUCUGAGAAAGAAACCUUCUGUACAAAUGGGGUUGGAAUUACAAAAGUUGCGUGACCUUGCAGCCAAACGAGGGCUGUCAAGUGCACAGAAUUCCACGCAGUCAAAAAAAGCGACAAAAACUACACAUGUGCAAAUACACCAGGAACUUACUUCUGAACAAAUUUCAAUGGCCACAAAGUGUGUACCAAAUGCAAUAGAAAAAACUAGUGCAAGUAAUAAAAAUAAUUCAUCGCAGUCUAAAUUCGGAGAUAGUUCUGCAAAGCAAAGUUCACAUGCGAGUUCCAGUAGUCAAUUGGAUGAUUUUAUAAUCACUGAUCCAUUCUCUACUAUAACAGAGGAACCUAUUUUAGUAGCCAACGAUCUGGCAAAUGAAAUUGCUUCAAUAAUAGAGAAGAAAAGUAAAGUAAAUCUCGAAACUAUUGAAGAACGUUUAGGGUAAGUUCUUGUUUACUUAAAAAAAUAUUGUAAAAAUUUAUAGCCCUAAAGUUUUCUACGUUCAAAUUCAAGUUUGAAUUUUAAAACAAAAUAUGUGUACUAACGCGGUAAAAGGGACCUUACGGUCCAAUAGCAAAUUAUACAGAACGGGGGAUCAAAGAGAAGCAAAAAAAUAAU